Oncorhynchus masou masou (cherry salmon) is the source of this 6154-nucleotide messenger RNA. It is a transcript of the gene man2a2, whose product is annotated as mannosidase, alpha, class 2A, member 2. Gene Ontology annotation, cellular component: Golgi membrane. The transcript has 23 exons. Gene Ontology annotation, molecular function: carbohydrate binding; alpha-mannosidase activity. Gene Ontology annotation, biological process: mannose metabolic process; protein deglycosylation; N-glycan processing. NCBI's taxonomy places the organism in Eukaryota, Metazoa, Chordata, Actinopteri, Salmoniformes, Salmonidae. The record is from RefSeq and is a predicted model, not a curated record. Bases 291 to 3830 code for a protein of 1179 amino acids.
AAUGACCCUGAAUCCAGAAAAUGAAUGGUGACUGAAGUCGCUUAUGGACACGUCGGUAGACUCCUCCUCCUCACCUCAUUGAAAGAAAAAAAAAUGAGGGAGUGGGAUAUUUCGGUUCCUCUUUCGUCUCUGACACGCAUAUCCAAUCUAUGGCUGACGGCGAAACAGAAAACCAUUCGGUAGCUAUGGAUAACCGUCCACGGGCAUCAUAACGUCAAUUUCUUUUAUGUGUCCCGAAAACAGAUAUUCGGGAUGAUUUGACUCUGACUGGCUUUUCUACAGGCUAAAGGAUGAAGUUGAAGAAGCAGGUGACUGUGUGUGGAGGAGCCAUAUUCUGUGUGGCAGUAUUCUCCUUAUACCUGAUGUUGGACAGAGUCCAACACGACCCUGCAAGGCGACAGAACGGCGGCGGGAACUUCCCAAGGAGCCAGAUCUCUGUUCUGCAGAACCGCAUAGAACAGCUGGAGCAGCUACUGGAGGAGAACCACCAGAUCAUCAGCCACAUCAAGGACUCUGUCCUGGAGCUGACUGACACCGGCGCUGUGUCCCCCAGCGGACAGCUGCCUUUCCGCAGUGCCAACGGCUCCUGGGUCCUGCCCUUCGACGGACGCCCCACUUUCCUCUCUGUCAAGCCCCAGGACUGCCAGUUUGCCCAGGGCCGCCGUGGACAGACCGACCUGCAGAUGCUGGACGUGUACUCCCUGCUGAAGUUUGACAAUGUGGACGGGGGUGUGUGGAAGCAGGGCUUUGAGAUCACCUAUGAGCCUGGGGAGUGGGACAGUGAGCCUCUGCAGGUGUUUGUGGUCCCUCACUCCCACAACGACCCAGGCUGGAUAAAGACAUUUGAUAAGUACUACACAGACCAGACGCAGCACAUCUUCAACAACAUGCUGGUGAAGUUGACUGAGGACCCACGCAGGAAGUUCAUCUGGUCCGAGAUCUCCUAUUUCGCCAAGUGGUGGGAGAGCGCAGACAUGCACAAGCAGGAAGCCAUGCGCAAGCUAAUCCUAGGAGGUCAGCUGGAGAUGGUGACUGGAGGCUGGGUGAUGAGUGAUGAGGCCAACGUUCACUACUUUGCCAUGAUCGACCAGCUCAUAGAAGGCCAUCAGUGGCUGGAGAAGAACGUGGGUGUGACCCCCCGGUCAGGCUGGGCUGUGGACCCCUUUGGCCACAGUGCCACCAUGCCCUACCUGCUGAAGAGGGCCAACUUGACCAGCAUGCUCAUCCAGAGGGUCCACUACUCCAUAAAGAAGCACUUUGCCUCCAGCCGCAGCCUGGAAUUCAUGUGGAGGCAGGCCUGGGACCAAAAGUCAGGCACGGACAUCUUCUGCCACAUGAUGCCCUUCUACAGUUAUGAUGUGCCACACACCUGCGGGCCGGACCCCAAGAUCUGCUGCCAGUUUGACUUUAAGAGGCUGCCAGGAGGCCGGGUCAACUGUCCUUGGAAGGUUCCUCCGCGGGCCGUGGUGGAGGCCAACGUGGCAGAGAGGGCCCACCUGCUCUUGGACCAGUACCGAAAGAAGUCCAAGCUUUUCCGCAGUAAGGUGGUUCUGGUUCCACUGGGAGAUGACUUUCGUUACGACAAGGCCCUGGAGUGGGACCAGCAGUAUCUCAACUACCAGAGACUCUUUGACUACAUGAACUCUCACCCUGAGAUGCACGUGCAGGCCCAGUUUGGGACCCUGACCGAAUACUUCACUGCGGUUUACAAGGCCAACAAUGUGCCCCAGGGUGCCAGACCCCCAGACUACCCGGUGCUGAGCGGGGACUUCUUUGCGUACGCAGACCGCGAGGACCACUACUGGAGUGGCUACUACACCUCCCGGCCCUUUUACAAGAGCAUGGACCGCGUGCUGGAGUCCCAUCUCCGGGGGGCAGAGAUCCUGUUCAGUCUUGCUGUGGCUCAUGCUCGCCACACAGGCAUGGAGGGCCGCUACCCCACUUCAGACUACACCCUGCUGACGGACGCAAGGCGUACCGUCGCCCUCUUCCAGCAUCACGAUGCCAUCACAGGCACCGCCAAGGAGAAUGUGGUCAUUGACUACGGCAACAGGUUACUGCACUCCCUGCAGGGCCUGAAGAGAGUGAUCAUUAACGCAGCCCACUUCCUAGUGAUGAAGAACAAGGAUGUGUAUCGCUUCUACCAGACAGAACCCUUCCUAGAGACGGAUGACAGACGUGCCACUCAAGACUCCCUGCCCCAGCGCACUCUUAUUGAACUGGACCAGUCAGGACCCAGGUACCUGGUGCUAUUCAACCCGGUGGAGCAGGAUAGGCUGUGUGUGGUUACAGUGUUGGUGAACUCUGCCAGGGUCAGGGUGCUCACAGAGGACGGACAGACCCUCCCUGUGCAGCUCAGUGCCCAGUGGAGCUCUGCUAGCCAGAUGAGCGCAGAGGUCUUCCAGGCCUCUUUCAUGGUGCGUCUGCCUGCCCUGGGCCUGGCUGUGUUCCACCUGUAUGACUCUGCCGACACCCCCAUGACGCUGCGCUCCGAGACCCUGCUGAGGCUGUCUGGUCGGGGGCAGACUGCCCACGCCGUGGAUCCCCUCCCCCUCCGCUCCCAGACGGCAGACCCACAACCCUUCUACACCUCCACCCAGUCGCUCACACUGGGCUUCUCAGGAACCACAGGCCUGCUGGAGAGUAUCCGUCGUAAAGAUGACCCUCUGGAGUUGAAGGUUCAGAUCCAGUUUGUGACAUAUGGUACUCGGUCCUCCAAGGAUAAGAGCGGGGCUUACCUCUUCCUGCCUGACGGAAAGGCUAAGCCCUACAGUCAGAAGGAGCCUCCGGUGGUGCGUGUGGUGGAGGGACCUCUUUUCUCUGAGGUAGUGGCUUUCUACCAGCACUUCCAACAGACCAUCCGCAUACACAAUGUGCCAGGUGUGGAUGGUCUGUCUCUGGAUGUCACCACCAUGGUGGACAUCAGAGAACAGUCUAACAAGGAGCUGGCCAUGCGGCUGGUCACGGACAUCCAGAAUGACGACACCUUCUACACAGACCUCAACGGAUUCCAGAUGCAGCCCCGACGCCGCUUCCUGAAGCUCCCCCUGCAGGCCAACUUCUACCCAAUCGCCAGCCAGGCCUACAUUCAGGACAGCCAGCACCGCCUCACCCUGCACUCAGCCCAGGCCCUGGGUGCCACCAGCCUAGAGAGCGGCCAGUUGGAGGUGAUUCUGGACAGGCGGCUGAUGCAAGAUGAUAACCGCGGCCUGGGCCAGGGACUGAAGGACAACAAGAAGACGGCCAACCGCUUCCGCCUCCUACUGGAGAGUAGGUCCACUGGCAACAAGCAUGCUGGCUUCUUUGCCAAACUCUCCUCCAUGUUUCACUCGCUCAUCACAAUCACUCUGAGAGGCGGUGCUCAAGAGGUGGUGGACAGUGGACCAACCAGCUUCCCCUCCCUGCUCAGUCACUUGACCUCGGCCAUCCUCAACCACGAGGUGAUUGCGCUGCCCGUGCUGCCCAAGAAGCGUGGCAUCCCUCCCCUGCACACCUUCGCCCCCUUCACAGGGGCUCUGCCCUGCGACUUCCACGUGAUCAACCUGCGCAGCAUCCAGCACCAGCAGGACACCCACUCCCCGUCUCCAUACACGGCCCUCAUCCUGCAUAGGAAGGGUCUGGACUGUGGUCUGGAGACCCCCAACCCCGGCUUCAACUGUACCACUACCGAGGGACAGCUGGGUUUGUCGUCUCUGUUCCGUAACCUGGACCUCCAGCUACUCCAGCCCGUGUCGCUGUCCCUGAUGUACUCCAGCCCCCCUAUGGCCAACGACUCCUCCGUCAGCCUGGAGCCCAUGGAGAUCUCAGCCUUCAGGCUCAAACUGCGCUAGCCAAGCCCAGAUACACACCUCCACACCAGUCCAGGCCCAGACCAGACCCACCCAGACCGGUUUUGGUCUCACCUGGUCCUGCUCUGUUCAGUUUUAUUCUAUAGGAAAACUGCAUCCCAGUGCACAGAGGGGUGGCCACGCUGGUGCUUCCUGGUCCAACCUGUGUAUACACUACACACUACACACUACACACCACACACUCUGAACUGUAAAUUCAGCCCGUAAGAGCAGGUAGCCUUCAUGACUAGACUCUAUCUGCAGGGGGCAGAAGAUGGCUGUCGCAGACACAGACAGACAAUCUCAGAACCAGAAACCUUUUGUGCUUGUGAUAAUACAAGUGCUGUCUUUAUCACAGAACAGAUACUGGCGCUCUUCUGCCUUUGCAUUGCAGUAGUGAUGUCAAGUAACACAAACAUACUUUGUUUUCAGUUUUUAAGAUCAGUUCAUUUGAUUAUUUUUUUGUAUCCCAUCCUGGACUAACUACUGAAUGUAAAUAUCACAAGGAUAAGGACCUGGGAAUAACGUGGCGACGAGUGCAAUUUCUAAAGCUUUAUUUGGUGUGGACAGUUUAAAAAAUCUAUAUAUAAUCCUGAUGGAGCCUACCUGCGGUGGACUAGAGAACUGUUCAUUCCAUUAGGUGCUCAUCACUGCUCAUUGUUUUCUAUUGACUGCAUUAACCGACUGACUGCAGCUGUGUACUCGCAGUGUGAAUGUGUGCUCUCUCUCUCUCUCUCUCUCAGUAGCUAUGGCUCUGUAAGAUACUGUAUGUCAGGUCACUACAGUCACUCUGUAGUCACUACCAGACUGGUGACUAGAUCACACACACUACGGACAUCCCAAUCCUCACACUGCUUUUCAACAACCCCCCUGCUUGUAGAUGGUCUGUGGACAAAGCUGUCACUUCCUGAUGAGUUGGCUGGCUGGCAGUGGAGGACCUGGAAUGGAAUUUAAAUUAUGUUUUGUAUUUAAAUUCUCCUAAAGCUGUUCUUGUUGUGUACUCUCCUGUAUGCAGUGGAAGAUACAACUAUGAUGACUAUACCUCGCAUUUAACAUAUGACACAUGGUUAUGUAUAGUAUGUUGCUGUGGAAAACUUCUGUGAAGAUGCAGUAUGUCGGAGGAGUAGUGCGUGUGUUGUGAGACCCAGAGUGCAGUAUCGGGGACAAGGUUUCGGUUCAUACUACUGGACUGCUAAUCGUCAUAUUAGUGAGUGUGUUGUGAUGAUGGAGCUUCGGCGUACUUCCUUAUCUCCUUGUUUCAAAGCCAGGUAGGGAGGACUGUGGUUCAACCUUCACGACCUAAUUAUGUGGAGACAUUAACAGGGGUCCUCCAGGGCUGACUUCGACAACCAGUGUACUUUUGCAUAUGUGGUCUUUUUUAUUUAUUUAUCAGCUUUCAUCAUAAAACAUCUCUAUAGCCUUGACCCUGGUUGGGUGAAGGUACUCUGAUCCAUGUGUCUUUGGUGGUGAAGGUAAAUCAUCUGUAAUGGCAGAUGCACUAUGUUGAUAUCAGGCCAUAUCUCACUAUACGUUUCUCCUCUACCUUCUUCCCUGCCUCUUCUAGCAUCAGUGGAGGCUGGUGGGAGGAUCUAUUUGGUAUGGCUGAAAUGGAAUGAAUGGAACGGAGUCAAACAUGUAAUUUCCAUAUGUUUAAUACGUCCCUUUUUUAAAUUCCAUUCCAGCCAUAACUAUGUCCUCCUAUAGCUCCUCCCACCAGCCUCCGCUGCCUAGUGUCCAAUGCUACUUUUCCUCUGGGCUUUUUUAUAUUUCUCCACCUUGCUGUCCUCUGUUACACCUCCCUCACUACAUCCCUGAUGUUUUACACUCCUUCCUAAGAACACACUUCCCUAUGGUCCAACAUUUCACUCCACAAUGCUCAGGCACUAGCCUGGUCCUAUACAGUGUGUGCUGUAGCCAAUUCCUCUAUUGAUAUGACAACUAACGAACAGAGUGGUGGUUGAAGUACCAACACACUGGACCACCAGAUUACCAAUGUACCUGCAUCACUUUUCAGGUUGCAUUUUUCCCUCUGAUUAUAUGUUCUACCAUGACAUGACACUACCACUGUACCUAGUACAGCACUCCCCUAUCGUCCCUUUCUCCUCCUCUAUUUCCUACUGUCUGUGUCUGAGUCACCCUGUAGACUUGUCUUUUGUAUGUGAUUUGUUGUAGCACUUUUUUUUUUUGUUUAAGAUGGAAUUAAUGAAGGAAUAAUUUUAUGUUUUCCUCAGUUUUUGUUUCUUCCUGGAUGUGUGUUUCAAAAAAGAUGCAUAGAAAUCAAUUGCAGAAAAGGUGGAGACACAAUAAAGAUCAAAUAUGAUACUUGG